Messenger RNA from Podospora pseudocomata, 1035 nucleotides. RefSeq lists its product as uncharacterized. Bases 1 to 1035 code for a protein of 344 amino acids. The record is from RefSeq and is a predicted model, not a curated record. Gene Ontology annotation, cellular component: membrane. NCBI's taxonomy places the organism in Eukaryota, Fungi, Ascomycota, Sordariomycetes, Sordariales, Podosporaceae. The transcript has a single exon.
AUGGACGACACAGCAUCCGUCUAUGAAACCGCCAUCAUGGGCGGGUCCUCGGACUAUGACGAGGAGGAAGAGCCGGUUGUCGUCCCCACGCCGUCAAACUCGUUUUACACGCCCCUGCCGUCCCAACCUCUGCCUUCUGAGCUCCUGUCCAAAGUAGUCCCCGAGGAGUCGUCACAGCCAGAAGGAGAACCGAGAGAAGACUUGGGGUUGGACAACCCCUCGCCCAUGAGCCUGGCCUCGCCGAGGGACAUGAUACCCCGGGGGAACUACACGCCCAAUCCGGCCGGCACGCUCACCUUCAUCGGCCUCCGGGCUAUCGAACCACUCCUGCAGUCAUACUUACUGUCGCCCAAGAGCCCGCUGUUGAAACUGCUGCCUAAGCUCGGGGUCGCGGUCAUCAACCCUGGGUUGUUGGGGCAGACGCCUACAGGGGAGAUUUUAUCCUGGAUGGGGAGGCUGAGCAGACUCAAACAGGCGUACUGGGCGGGGUUUAUCGCUCGGGAGCCCAUGACGCCGAGGAUGGCGGUUUUCGUCGCGCUGCUGGAGACGGCGGCGAACGCGGUGAAUAGUCUGUUGUAUCUGUUGCCCAAGACGAGCACGGCUCUGCUGAAGGGGGUGAGGGUGCCGUUGUUGGGGGAGGCCGAGCUGCCGUUGCCGGUGUUGGUGGGGAGCCUGAUGUUUGCGGUUGGGUUGGCGGUCGAGACGAUUUCGGAGAGGCAGAGGAGCUUUUUCAAGGAGGAGAGGAUUGCUGUCGGGGGGAAACAGAUUAGAGUCAAUGAGGGGAAGAUUUGUGAUAGGGGGUUGUGGAGUCUGAGUAGGCAUCCGAAUUAUGGGGGUUACGUCCUCUGGAGGACGGGUUUCGGGAUCGCGGCGGGGGGUUGGUGGGCUGGGCUGGGGAUGGGGUUGGCGCAUGCUGGUCACUUUGCGGGGGAGAGUGUGGGAUUGAUGGAUGAGUAUAUGAGCAACCGGUAUGGGGGGGCUUGGACGCAGCAUAAGCAGAGGGUUGGGUGGGUUUUGAUCCCGGGGAUUUAUUAG